CGUGGUUUGAAUUCUGGAAUGUAGUGUCUGAUAUCGAGUCCGUCUUUGCAGAGUGCCAAAAUUGCUUUAAUCGACUCAGUACCGAGUUCUUUGCUGGAAAUGACAAAACGGGCGCUGAACUGAUAUCAAAGUUGGAGGAGAAGGCACACGAGUGUGAAGUUUUGAUUCGCAGAGAACAUCUCUUCAGCAUUAAUGAAACGAUCAAGGACAUAUCUACAGAUGAUAUAAAAUACUUGAUUGUGGGCUAUUAUCUCGGUUUUGUGUACCAAAAGGGGAUGAACGAUCGCCUGUCGCGUUUGGAAAAGGCGACAUCCUACCUAGAAUCGUUUCUGGAUGUGCUGAAGCGCAUGGAGAUUCUACAAAAGGAUGAAACCGCAGAAUAUGAACGUUAUAUUGAGCAACAAGAAGAUCACACCAAGCCUGACGCAGCGACUCUCCGAGAAGAGAAGAUUCGUCGUUUCCGUAUCGAAAAGGAGACCGACGCUCGUCUUCAAGAAAUAAAAACGAUGGAGGAAAGAAAGGAGAAGGGGAGCGUUGUGGAUGAAGAGUUGGAGCGAGAAAAAUGGAUCCUUGCGCUUCAGAGCUGCUCACGCAAAGCUCUCAACGAUCUCCGCAUGAUUCCUCAGGAGAUGGAGAUUCUUCAGUACAUGCAAAACAUGCAAAAGGCAGGCAAGGACCCCCAUCAAGAGGUUGUGUAG
This is a messenger RNA of Blastocystis hominis, 698 nucleotides long. RefSeq lists its product as hypothetical. Gene Ontology annotation, cellular component: cytosol. Gene Ontology annotation, biological process: regulation of signal transduction; regulation of dephosphorylation. Gene Ontology annotation, molecular function: protein phosphatase 2A binding. The coding region runs from base 276 to 698 and encodes 140 amino acids. The transcript has 3 exons. NCBI's taxonomy places the organism in Eukaryota, Bigyra, Opalinata, Blastocystidae. The record is from RefSeq and is a predicted model, not a curated record.